This is a messenger RNA of Sipha flava (yellow sugarcane aphid), 679 nucleotides long. RefSeq names its product histone H1A, sperm-like. The record is from RefSeq and is a predicted model, not a curated record. Lineage: Eukaryota; Metazoa; Arthropoda; Insecta; Hemiptera; Aphididae. Gene Ontology annotation, molecular function: nucleosomal DNA binding; double-stranded DNA binding; structural constituent of chromatin. The transcript has a single exon. Gene Ontology annotation, cellular component: nucleosome; nucleus. Gene Ontology annotation, biological process: chromosome condensation; negative regulation of DNA recombination; nucleosome assembly. The coding region runs from base 39 to 632 and encodes 197 amino acids.
UUUAUACCCGUUCCAGUGUACAAUCUACAGUUUUCACAAUGACGGACACCGCAGUUGCAACUUCAACACCAGCAGCACCAGCCGUGGCCAAGACUAGUCCUAAGAAGAAGGUUGCGGCCAAGUCCAAACCUACCGCUUCUUCUCACCCGACCACUGCGAUCAUGGUUACCGCAGCGAUUAAGGAACUUAAGGACAAGAAAGGCUCGACUCUGCAGGGAAUCAAGAAGUACAUGGCCGCCAACUACAAAGUCGAUUCGACCAAAUUGGCUCCGUUCAUCCGCAAAUUCCUGAAGGCCGCCGUCGCCAAAGGACUUUUGGUCCAAACCAACGGUUCAGGUGCAUCGGGUCAUUUCAAAUUGGCCGCGGAGACGAAAAAAUCCGUUCCUAAAAAGAAGAUCGUUGCCAAGAAACCAGCUGCCAAAAAGGCACCCGUUGCUGCAGCCAAAAAGAGGAAAUCGCUGGGGAAAAAGUCCAAGACGGAGCCGGCCGCGAAGAAGGCCAAGAAAGAAGUAGCUGCUCCCAAGCCGAAGGCUGUGAAACCAGCCAAGGCUAAAAAGACUCCGGCUACCAAGACCAAAGCCCCGAAGGCCAAAAAGACCCCGGUGAAGAAGACUGCACCCAAAAAAAAGUAAACCUAGUUUAUUCGUACCCUUUUAAAACGGUCCUUUUCAGGACCACC